AUGGAUGAAUUAAUUGUUCCGUUGUCACCGCAGAUGGCCGGCGUGAGAAGCCAGACCUCACUCUACGAGUGGUAUUCCGAAGGGGGAAUCACAGAACCCCUGAAGGCAGAAGGAGAAUUCUUCACCCUCAACGGCAAGAAGAUCCACAUCCUCAGCGGCUCCAUCCACUACUACCGGGUCCACCCGGACUACUGGCGCGACAGACUCCUAAAACUCAAGGCCUUGGGCCUCAACACCGUCGACACAUACGUCCCGUGGAACCUGCACAACCCCAGGCCGGGCGUAUUCGACUUCGGCGACGGAAACGAGCACAUGUCUCCCUUCCUGAACCUCAACACUUUCCUCGAGAUCGCGAAAGAGCUGGAGCUGUUCGUGAUCCUUCGUCCCGGGCCCUACAUUUGCACCGAGUGGGAUUUCGGCGGCCUCCCCAGUUAUCUACUGAGAACGUCGAUGAAGGUGAGAACUUCGGAUCCAGAAUACGUGGCCCCAGCCAAGGAAUAUCUUCGAGUCGUCAGUCAAAAUGUCCAGAAUUUCGUCUGGAACAACGCCGGUCAACCGAAUCCUAUCAUCGCCGUCCAGGUGGAAAACGAGUACGGCGCCUUCGGCUACGACGACGGCAUCCGCGACACGGAAUACCUCGAGACGGUCAUGUCGAUCCUGCAAUCCAGCGGAUUCGGCUCCGACGUCCUCCACUUCCGACAGCCCCCUCGCCACCGGGACCCUCGGAGCCAUCCCCGGCGUGCUGAUGACGGCCAACUUCUGGAACAACUCCGAUGCGCAGUUCGACGAGCUCCUGCGACUCCAACCCGACCGACCCCUCAUGGCCACCGAAUUCUGGACCGGGUGGUUCGACCACUGGCUCGAGUCGUACCACCAGGGAUGAGGUCGGAGCUGACCAAGAUGCUCCAAAGGAAAGCGUCGGUGAACUUCUACAUGUUCCACGGGGGAACCAACUUCGGUUUCAUGAACGGGGCCAACGCGUUCAGCUUCUGGCCUUACUACGCACCCGACGUCACGAGCUACGACUACGACGCCCUGCUGUCAGAGGCCGGCGACUACACCGAGAAGUACGAGGUCGCGGCGGAGGUGAUCCGAGAGAAAUACGAGGGCUCGACCGGGGGCCUCCCGCCUCUGAACCAGCUGGAGCCGGGACAGAGGCCGCCCGAGACGAACAAGAGGGCCUACGGUACCAUCAGCGUCACUCACUACAUGGAAUUUGACGAUAUCGUCGACCUCAUCGGCCAGGAGAACUUGGAGAACCCAGAGAUGGGGGGUCCCUGGCCGAGCAUGGAGGAGCUGACACUGGACGCCUCGGCCGACGUCGGUCAGCAGUUCGGCUUCGUCGUCUACAAGCUCGCCGGGAGCGUGAAUGCAGGUGCCGGGCUCAAGGCCCGGGGACACAUCCGCGACAUGGCCUACGUCCUCGUCGGUGGUGCCGUCGCCCAGCGAGGAAAGAUUUACACACACCAGGCCCUUUUCCACACGCCGUACGACUCGUCGCGAUCACGACCAAACGCGAAAUCUCCUGCCAACAGGGACAAGGAAUUGACGAUCCCCUCUUCGGGCUCGUCCCUGGCCCUCAUGGUGGAGAACCUGGCCCGCAACAACUUCGGGAAGCCGCACCAAUUCGAGCAGCGGAAGGGACUGCCCGAGGGCCCGCUCUUCCUCGACGGGGUGGAGGCCACGCUCGACGGGAUCGUCGCUCUACAGUUCACCAAGCAAGACCUGCAGACGCUGACGGAGAACACGGAGCUCUGGUCGCAGAUGCCAGCGGGUGACCCCUACUCGCCGAGACUCUACAGAGGGACGUUGACCGUCGAUGGGGAACCGGCGGACACGUUCCUCAGUCUUACCGACACCUGGAUCAAGGGAGUCGUCUUCGUCAACGGGUUCAACCUGGGUCGGUAUUGGAACGUGGGGCCUCAGAAGACGCUCUACGUGCCAGCCCCCAUUCUUUUUACUGGGGAAAAUCAGAUCGUGAUCUUCGAGCUGUACACCGGCGGCGAGGGACGGCUGGAGUCGGUGAACGAGCCGGACCUGGGACCCCCGCUGCCGCCGGGGAAGGACGGCGGCGUGUCCCAGACACAGCUCUUCAGUCUGCGGCCGCGCUGAUUCGCGGACGCUUGUCCAUUCCCUCUCGUGCGUUCUCGAUGCUCUUUGAUAAA
Messenger RNA from Darwinula stevensoni, 2165 nucleotides. The record is from the annotation of a GenBank genome assembly. NCBI's taxonomy places the organism in Eukaryota, Metazoa, Arthropoda, Ostracoda, Podocopida, Darwinulidae.